Messenger RNA from Adineta ricciae, 1983 nucleotides. The record is from the annotation of a GenBank genome assembly. Lineage: Eukaryota; Metazoa; Rotifera; Eurotatoria; Adinetida; Adinetidae.
AUGGUAUUUACAACAAGUGUACCCAAAGAAUCCAACUCAUCAUCGAACGAUCGUCGAUUAAGCAAGAAGAUGCUGGUCGCUUUCUUUUGUGUUCCAAUGGCAUUGGUAUUAGCUGCUUGUAUUUGGGGAGCUGUAAUGACGGCUAAAUUUGUUUCCAUUCAGAAAGAAAAGGCAAGCUUUAUCGAAGAAUUCGAUUUCAUCGUCGUUGGAUUGGGUGCUGGUGGUUCGGUUAUCGCAUCUCGAUUGUCAGAAGUAUCAAGAUGGACUGUACUAGCUGUCGACGGUGGUCCACAUGAAGAACUGAGCUCAACCGAUAUCGACCCGAACGAUUUACUUCCAGUGUACAGUUUUGUCUCUCCACAUGACCCAGUAAUUACCAGCUUACCGUUGCGAGCUGGUAAUAAUAAAAUCAUGUAUAUACCUCGUUUCAAUGGUCUCGGUGGUACAGCUCGAUUGUACGGUGGUAUCAACGUUCGUCCAUCACCAGCGAUCAUGCGUCGAUGGCCAUCGAAUUGGACGUAUGAUGAUUUAUUACCCUAUUUCAAAAAAAUUGAAGAUCAUUACUGUUAUUAUUACGAUGAAAAAGUAACUGGUAUUUCUGAUGCAAAUUGUCGAAAGUAUCAUGGUCAACAUGGUCCGCUCCAGGUCAAUCCAACUUAUGUACCCGAAUUCGCUAAUGUAUCGAAACACUUCGAAUCUCUCUGUAAUGAUACGAGUCAAUUGUGGGGUGGUUAUAACGCAGAUAUUAAUGGUGAACGAUAUCUCGGUUGUUCCUUGUUUCAACGUUAUUUCAAUCGCAAAGGAAAUCGAACCGAUGAGCAAUCCGAUUAUUUCCUUGGCACAUCAUUUCAAGGCUAUCUUCAGCCAUCGGUGAUUAAUCGUGCCAAUCUUCGUAUUCGAUCAGCAACAAUGGUCACAAAAAUCUUGUUCGAUAAGAGUUCACCGCCUAAAGCCACUGGAGUGAUAAUUCAGAAUUCGACCGGUACAUUCACAAUUAAAAUCAACAAAGAAGUUAUUCUGGCUGGUGGUGCAUUCGCAACGCCACAGCUACUUCAAGUCAGUGGAGUGGGCGAUCGGUCAACACUUGCCAAUGCUCGGAUUCCAUUAGUCGCGGAAAAUGUUCAUGUAGGAAAAAAUCUUCGUGAUCAUGUCGCUGUCCCGAUGAUCUUACGAGUGAAAGAAACGUCUUCAACAUUUCCAAAUGUUGGUAAAAACGUCACUGCAUAUGUGAGAUCUAUACCAAAUGGAAGUAAAUCAUGGAUCAUUGCUUUGAACACUGGACUACGAGGAGAUAACAUCACUGAUUUGCAAAUCUAUUUUUCCAAUACAAAUUAUCAUUCGCCUGAUCUGUUCACCAAUCCUGAGCCUCGUCAAUGCCGGUACGGUUCGAAUGGACACCGUGAAAAACAAGCGGAAGUAACCCUCCGUAUGAUUUUGCAAGAUCCAUCAUUCUUAGGGAAUGUCACUGUAAUAUCUGACAACAUUCGUGACAAACCGAUUAUAAACUUCAACUGGGACUCGAUCAACGAUUAUGAAUAUGGUGUAUUCAACAUUACCAUACAAAGACUUCGCAAUUUAAUUAACAAUACUGAAUGGGGCAAUCUCUUUGCCGAAGAAAUCUAUCCCGGUUUAGAUACGCCAAUCAAAACUUUCAUCGACGGCCAUUUAGAAAGUGCAUUACAUCCGAUCUCCACAUGUCAAAUGGGAUUGUGCAGUGAUACAAGAUUACGAGUGUUCAACAUCAGUCAAGUACGAGUUUGUGAUGCGUCAGCAUUCGGGGAACAGAUCGAUGCUAAUCCAACGGCGACGAUCUUUGCCUUGGCAGAAAGAUUAGCUGAUAUUAUUCGAGAAGAUUACAACGAAUUUCAUGAACCACUUCAAGUCAGAUCGUUGACGCCACAUGUCGCAACUGGCCCAACGAUAUCUGUCACAUCAAUGAACCAUUUGAAAGACUAUUCAAAAUUUUUUCCUGAUGCAGCCUAA